Protopolystoma xenopodis is the source of this 417-nucleotide messenger RNA. The record is from the annotation of a GenBank genome assembly. Lineage: Eukaryota; Metazoa; Platyhelminthes; Monogenea; Polystomatidea; Polystomatidae.
AUGAAUGUGAUCGGUUUAUGCCGCUCCACUCAUCGCAUUCUGCAGCAGAUUCCCAGCACUUUAUGCCCCAUUCGUAUAGUCCCUCUUGGUCUACCAUCUUAUCCACACCAGCGUCACGACCGUCCGUGCUGGGGCACAUCGCGACGGACGCAUAAGUUGCCAAAUCCGAUCGCAGCAGCACUAAACAAUUCAGAGCCGUGCCAAAGCAAUUUCACCCACUUCCUCCGACUGCUCUUGUGCCUCAGGGCCGCUUUCCUCUCCGACCCAAAUGUACACCCUCCUCUCGGCCGGUCGACGCCCGAAUCGAGCGUCGCGAGACUGCGGAUUAGCGGAACCGGCCGGUCUGCUCAUAAACUGCCCGAGGCAGAUGAGCAAAUGUCUGCAAUAGCGUCCAACUUUAUUGCUCAAUUAUCGUGA